AUGCCCCCAUCAACUGACAACAAAGAUGAGGUGGCCGAGAAGGGAGAGGAGCUACCAAGGCUGGCAGGGAAGGGGGGCCUAAAAGGACUACAAUCCGAAAUUUGCAAAGACAUUAAAGCAGGGUUGGUCCCAUUGUUUCUCUGCGCCACUGUGGGGACUACUUCCACAACUGCCGUUGAUCCACUGGGGUCGUUAUGCAACGUGGCAAAAGGUUAUGGCAUAUGGGUCCAUGUGGAUGCUGCUUAUGCUGGAAAUGCAUGCAUUUGUCCGGAGUUCCGGCAUUUCAUGGAUGGUGUUGAGGGUGCGAACUCAUUUAGUCUCAAUGCACAUAAAUGGUUCUUAACCACUUUAGAUUGUUGCUGCCUUUGGGUAAAAGAUCCGAGUGCCUUGGUAAAAUCACUCUCAACCAACCCUGAGUUCUUGAGGAAUAAAGCCACCGAUUCAAAGCAAGUGGUGGAUUAUAAAGACUGGCAGAUAGCCCUAAGCCGAAGAUUCCGGGCCUUGAAACUCUGGUUUGUGCUCAGAAGCUAUGGCGUGGCUAACCUUAGGAACUUCAUUAGAAGUCAUGUUGAAAUGGCCAAGCUUUUUGAAGGGCUUGUAGCAAUGGACAAAAGGUUUGAAAUCGUGGCCCCUAGAUAUUUUGCUAUGGUUUGUUUUAGGGUUUCGCCAAUAGCAAUGGAAGAAGAAAGUUCAAAUGAGGUUAACCAGAAGUUAUUGGAGUCGAUUAACAUGUCAGGCCGAGUUUACAUGACGCAUGCAAUGGUUGGGAAUUUGUACGUUAUACGGUUUGCCGUCGGCGCGACUCUUGUAGAGGAACGACACGUUAUCAUGGCUUGGAAAGUGGUGCAGGACCAUGCAACUGCCAUACUAAGCACCAACUAAAACUAAGCUUCUGUUAUCAUGCCGGACAACAUUUGACAGACCAGUGAAAGAAGGAAAUGAGUAGUGGGUUGUU
Molecule: messenger RNA, 955 nt
Organism: Alnus glutinosa
Lineage: Eukaryota; Viridiplantae; Streptophyta; Magnoliopsida; Fagales; Betulaceae
Product: tyrosine/DOPA decarboxylase 5-like
Exons: 4
Coding region: 1-882 (293 amino acids)
Biological process (GO): amino acid metabolic process
Molecular function (GO): pyridoxal phosphate binding; carboxy-lyase activity
Source: RefSeq, a predicted model, not a curated record